Messenger RNA from Gaeumannomyces tritici R3-111a-1, 1977 nucleotides. RefSeq names its product lipolytic enzyme. Lineage: Eukaryota; Fungi; Ascomycota; Sordariomycetes; Magnaporthales; Magnaporthaceae. The record is from RefSeq and is a predicted model, not a curated record. Bases 527 to 1873 code for a protein of 448 amino acids. The transcript has 2 exons.
UGCAUCUCUUCCCCACCCGGUAUACGCCCUGAAAAAUGAGGGCGCUGGCAACCGGCCUUUAGGCUGAAUGCCAGAGGAGACAGCCGAAGCUCCACCGGCUCGUUGCAGGGCUCCAGCUGAUGGAAAAUCUUGAGCCGACAUGCGCCGCGCGAACCGGACGACGAGGGUGGCCGGCCUCGUCCCGCUGCGACAAGAUGACCCCAAAGCGACCCCAACAAAUGUUCCGAGCGGCCGGAGCCCCGCUCGCUGCCUUGGUCGUCCUUGAUGAGAUGCCGUCUCUGGCGAGUCGCCCCGCCGUUCCUGCGUCGAAAUAACCCUGGAUAAUCAUCAUGUGUCCUGCAAUCUGGGGGCUGGGCGACGUCGUGCGCCUCGGGUGCCUUUCCAGGCUCGACAGUCUGCCAGUAUAAGAUGGGAUGGACCAGCACAGAGACUCCCGGUGUGGGCUCAACGUGGCUCAAAAGAGCUCCCGCAUCCCUAAGGGCCGGAAACGUUCAGGCACCAACAGCAGCCCGGCUGACCAUCAGCAAUGGCGACACCACUGCUGCUGUGGCGGCACUCGACCAUGGCACUCGCCCUCGUUCUCGCCUUUCUGUCUUUUGCCUCAACGGCCAAGUGCAACUCUAAUGGCAGAUGGGUGGAUAUAUGGGGAUCCAUGCCCCAGCUCACCGAGCCGGCGAACCUGCCUCCGGCCCCUUAUAACCAAACGGGUGUUGUGUUCCAAAACGCCACCAUCCGACAGACCAUCAGGGUGACCCUCGCCGCUCCCGUCUUCCGCCUGCAGAUCAGCAACGCGUUUGGCGGCUCCGACCUGCCCAUCACCGCCGUGGCCGUGUCCCUGCCCGCCGGAAACGCCGCGGGUGUGGGGGCCAUCGACCCGGCCGCGGGCGUGCACAAGGUGACCUUUUCGGGCGGUCUGUCUUCUUUCACGGUCCCCGUCGGCGCCCGAGUCGUCAGCGACCCCAUCAAGGACCUGCCCCUGCCCGCCCUCUCGGUCCUGACUGUCGACAUCUACCUCGCCACGGGCCAGACUACCAACAGCGUCACGUCGCACCCGGGCUCCAGGACCACGUCCUGGCUCGCCCCGGGCAACACCGUCGGCGCUGCGAACUUCUCCGGCCCCGGUGUUGAUAAGACAGACCACUGGUAUCUCCUCUCGCGUGUCGAGGGUUUUAUCGGCUCUUCGUCCGCGUCGUCGUCGUCGUCGUCGUCUUCAUCGUCUUCGGCACUCGUCAUCGUCGGGGAUAGUAUCACCGAUGGUCGCGGGUCGACCACCAACGGCAACAAUCGCUGGCCCGACGUACUCGCUGACCGCCUCGUUGCGGCCGGGGCUGGAGUAUCCGUUAUUAACCAAGCGGCGGGCGGCAACAGAAUCCUUCGUGAUGGCCUGGGCCCCAAUGCGCUGAGCCGCCUGGAUCGUGAUGUUCUGGCAGGCUCGUCGGUGCGAUAUGCUCUCGUGUUCGAAGGCGUCAACGACAUCGGGACCACGGGGCUAAGGGAGGCAGAGCAGCUCGAGACGCAGAACCGGAUCGUGUCUGCCUACGAGCAGAUGGUCACGCGCCUCCACGCCCACGGCAUCGCCGCCUUUGGAGCGACCAUCACCCCCAUGAGCGGCCCCGGCCAGGCUUAUGGUGAGCCGAGCCGAGAGAAGGCCAGGUUGGCCGUGAACGAGUGGAUCCGGACCUCCGGGCGGUUUGACGCCGUCAUCGACUUUGACAAGCUGGUGAGGGACCCGGCCAACAACACCCGCCUGGCUCCACAGUAUGAUGUCGGGGACUAUCUUCACCUCAGUCCCGCUGGCUACAAGGCCAUGGGUGAGAGUAUCGACCUGGAGCUGUUCAGUCGGUUUCGUGAUGGGGUUUGGAAGAUGCUGUAAGAAGAAAGAGAGGCCCCAACAUGCUGAGGGAUGACUAUAGCACCAUAAUCGAGCUUUACACCAAAGCUAUGACAGUGAAGAAACGAACAUGAAGGGGAGAGGGA